Coffea arabica (coffee) is the source of this 1692-nucleotide messenger RNA. The record is from RefSeq and is a predicted model, not a curated record. Lineage: Eukaryota; Viridiplantae; Streptophyta; Magnoliopsida; Gentianales; Rubiaceae.
AUGGCUUCACACGUGCCAAGAUUAUCAGACACUCUGGAGAUGGGUAAGGAUGUAUUGGAGGACUAUGUAUGUUUUCUUCUUGACAAUCUUAGCGACCUAGUAAAUCGUGGUAACGAUCUGAUGUUCUAUUUGAAGGAUCAAAUACCACCCCUGUAUAAGGGACUAGGAUUCUUGAGAACCAUUCUUAAGAAGCACCAGGAGAAGUUUGAUAAGCUACAUGAAAAAGAAAAGGAUCUUAUUGGAGCUGCAGUCAACAAGGCAGGGAUCAUAAUUUGGCUGCUUUUUGUGCACGAAUUGAAAGAAGGCUUGGCGAAGGAAUUUGAUUCUGCGCUUUUCAAUUUUGAGGAAAGAUUCAGCUUGUUAAAGUUUCAACGUCAACAUUCAUCUUUCCCAGCACCAACGAACUUGUACGGACCAGUGCAACCAAGCUCUUUGGAGCUGUGUCAUGGAGGUGGCACGGAAGACACAUUUUUGGUAAAAUCCUUGUUUGUUGGAGAUAUUCCUGGUUAUUCUCCAAUCCUGUUUGAUUCCAUCAGAGAAGAAGUUAAUGAGGUUAAUCUUCUUAAGAUGGAAGCUUUGAAGAUUAGUCAUAGUAAGUUAAGAUUGGAAACCCAUAGUGCAAGCAGGACAACCAACAAAAUUGUGGUGAAAUUGGACGCUGAGGUAACCACAGUAACUCAGAAACUUACCAGAGGACCAAAGCAGUUAGACGUUGUUUCUAUUGUGGGUAUGGCGGGACUAGGUAAGACAACUUUGGCAAGAAAUGUUUACAAUGAUCAUUCAGUCAGACGCUUUUUUCAUGCACGUGCAUGGUGUAAUGUUUCUAAAAUUCAUCAACAGAAAAAUUUACUGCUUCAGAUUUUGGGUUGUAUGAAUUCUGACCCUUCUGAUGGUGACUAUAGUAAGAUGACUCAAGAUGAGUUGGAAGAAAAAGCUAAGACAAAUAGAAUCCUUUUAACAAGUCGACUUCCUAAGGUGGCUUUUGAGAUUAACCAGAAUGGUAAAAUUCACCAUCUUCGAGGAGUUACUGAUAAGGAGAGCUGGGAAUUACUGCAGAAACAGAUAGCUUGUGAAGAAGAAGGCUAUCCUUUAGCACAGAGUGAUCUGGGGAUGCAAAUGGCAAAACAUUGUCAGGGGCUACCACUCAAAGUUGUUAACAGUAGCUGGAAUUCUUGCAAAUCUGAAGCAAGAUGGUUGGAAAGAGAUUGCAGAAAGACUGAGUUUAAGCGCUGCUGUUUGUGCCACCGAUCAGUGUAUGGAUGUUUUAGAGCUGGUUAUGGGCAUUUACCUGAUUAUCUAAAGCCGUGCUUUCUUUAUUUUGGGACAUUUCUUGAAGACCAAGAGAUUCCUUUUCGGAGGUUGAUGAGUUUAUGGAUCGCUGAAGGGCUUGUGGAAAAAAGUGAUGUAAAGAGCUUAGAAGAUGUGGCUCAGGAUUAUGUGUGUGAACUGAUAAGGAGAAGCUUGGUUAUGGUCUGGAAAGAAAGAUCCCUAGGAGGUGUAAGAAUUUGCCACAUACAUGAUUUGUUGCAUGAGUUCUGUGUGGUAAAAGCCAGAAAAGAAAAUUUUCUGCAGUUUCUCUGCAUGGGCAUGAUGAGCUUUUCACCUUUGAUGAGCCAUGAAAUCUACAGAGGCCAUGCCUUUUCUCGGAGCAAGAUGUUUUUGCAAACUCAAGGCUAUGUUGUACCAAUGUGA